GGAUGCUACAUGACUAGAAGUCAUAUGUUAACUCAGAACCCAUCUGAGAGAGUGAAGCUUUCAGUUUCACAUUUCACUUUCCCUGCUCUCUGCCUAUAAAUAUAGGAGAAGCACAGCUGUUUACUAGGAGGUGAGAAGUCUUUCUGCUGCUCCUACAGAGAAAAGAAGGUUUUUGCUGCGCAGGAAGAGGCAGAGAAGCAUUUCACAGCACAGAGUGAAUCACCACUUCCUACAGGGUUUCUUUCACAGACUGCUGCUUUCAGAGAUGAUGUCCCACUAUGAAAUUAUAAGCAAAGGGAGAAAGCAAUUAAUUGAUAUACUUCAGAAGAACAUAGACUGUGUUUUAGAUGAGUUACGCUUAGAGACUGUCAUCACAAAAGAAGAAUAUGAGGGCCUGGAGAAAUAUGAAGACUCAAAGAAAAAAAGUAGAGAAUUGCUUAUUCUGAUACAAGAAAAAGGAGAAGCCGCCUGUUGCCAGUUCCUGGAAUGCUUAGAAGUCGCAUGUCCUGGUUCAAAUCAUGCCCUGCAUGUUCAAAAACACGAUGAGACUCAAAAUCCGCUCCAGAGUUGUGGCCACUCAGUGCUGAUGUCAGAAUCCCAUCCAGAUCACUUGAAUCUCAGGAAAGACCUUCAUGUCCCAGACUCUGUUGAAUUUUCAGGGGAAAGAAGUGGAUCCAAUAGCAUGGAUCUGGCUAGAUCUGGAAACCAGGAUGCUCCCCGGUCCCGAGAGGGCGUAGGAGAGGUUGAGAGUCUACGUUCUCCUGUAUCCUCAGAGGCAGGAAGUGGAUCUCAGAGCCCAGAUGAUGCUAUUAUGCUUCCAUGGGGUGCAAGCAGCACUGAGGACCCAGAUGAUGCCAGUCUCCUGCUCUCCAGCAAAGAGAGAGAAAUCAAGACCCCAGAUUCCCUGGAUGUAGCGGAGAACCCCAGUGAUGCUGCCAUGGGCGCAGAGAACGGAGGUAGAGAUGAGGAUCUAGAGAGCUGUGCAUCUCCGCGGGUAGGAAGUGGGGCUGAGAGCCUAAGUGCCCCUCUGUCUUCUAGCAAAGGAAGUGGAGCCAGCAAUGGGAACUGUGGCAAAUCUGAAGGUAUAGAAAGUGGAGUGCAAAUUCCUGCCAUCUCUGCAUCAAAGGGAGAAGAAGAGGGAGCCCAACAACUGGAUUCCUCCAAGAAAAAAAGGACGAGCGGGUCUCCCACAAGAAGGGAAAGAUUUGAGAACUCAAAAGAGUGUUUGCCUCCAGAGGAGAAGCCUGAAAGCCCAAGAGUAUUGGGAGAGACAGAAGAAGCAGUCCCCAAAGAACGCAUCAUCAGAGAUCUACAGCCUCUCCUGGACAAUGACAGCUCCCUUUCUCAAGCUCUGGGAGGAAGACCUUUCAUUGCCUACAGACAGCCACCCAAUCUUAAUCAACUCCUCACCCACAACAAUACAACCACCAGACUUAACAUGGACACUGGUACCAGAGCCUGCAAUGAACCCAGAUGCCAACUUUGCUGCCACAUACACCCGGACAACAUCAUUACUGGCCCCAACAACAUCCAACAUACCAUCUCAGGACUAUUUAAUUGCUCAUCUUCUAACAUUGUGUAUGCCAUCAAAUGCCAACAGUGCCCUUCAGCUCUCUAUAUUGGACAAACAGGCCAAACCCUACGCCAAAGGAUAAAUGGACAUAAAUCUGACAUCAGGAACCACAAGAAAUCAGUACGAGAACACUUCAAUCUCCCAGGACAUUCUAUACAAGAUCUCAAAGCAGCUGUUUUAUUACAGAAAAAUUUCAGGAACAGACAGGAAAGAGAAGAUGCUAAAUUGGAACUCAUUACCAAGCUUAAAACCAUGGAGCCCCCUGGGAUGAAUUAAGACAUUGGAUUCUUAUCUCAUUAUGCAUGAACAAGCUUUCUUUAGCGCCUCAGCCUUGCUUUUGUGGGAUGCAAAGGGUUAAGUGCAGUCAAGUCACAACAAUCCCUAGAGAGUCCACUUGGAGGACUAGCUUGGUUUCCUGUUCCUCCACAUGCAAAUGAGUUGGGGAAGUGGCAGAUAAAUUCACUAGCGAGAAGCCAUUUCCUCCUCUUGGAUCAGACUCUAUUGGACUUCAAGGACUCAUAUUGUGUAUUUUUGAAGGAUUGAUUUGGAUUGUGAUUUUGAACUCUGUAGGAUUUUUCCAGUUAAGAUUUCCUGGUUGAGCACAUGGUCUCUUUGUUCUGCAGUGUGCUUGGGGGAUUAACUACCCCUCCCUUCCCUCAGAGUUUACAGUACUGAGAAAGCUCAGAGGUAGUGAAGAUAUUUUUGAGAUUUUGAUUUUUGAAAGAUCUUGAAUUUUGGGAAUUUUGGGAAUUUUUGGAGUUUUAAGAUGGCAAGCUCCAGUUUUGGUAGUGAGGCAAGACCAAGUUUUAUGCUGCUGGAUGACAAUAAUUUUGUGCAGUGGAAGCAGCACAUUUUAGUUUAUCUUGCUGCUGGGCGUGUUCUGCAGGCCAUUAAGGAAGAAAAGUCUACAGGAACCGAUGAAGAAGCUUUAGCCAAGAUAGAAGCUUGGAGUAUUAAAAAUGAUGAAGCCAAGCACAUAAUUUUGAGCAACUUGAGGAAUGAGCAUCUAUCGAUGAUAAAUUUUGAAAAUGAUGCAUCUAAGAUCCUAGAGGACAUUGAACGCAUUUAUGCACAAUCUACAGAGAGUUCCUAUAGAUAUUUGUUGGAUAAGUUACUCAAGUUGAAGAUGAAUUCUAGAGAAGAGUUUACAGAGCAUUUUAAGAAUUUUUCUGAGAUUGUUCAAAGAAUUGCCCUUACUCCCAGAGCCUUUGAUGAUGUGACUAAAGUAACGUUUAUGCUUGCAUCAUUGGGACCUGAAUUUGCUCCAUUUAAAAGUAUAAUGGAUCACACAAAAGAUCUAACUUUUAAUGAGCUCAUCAGGGUGGAUAAAAAUCAAUGAUUUUUUUUAAAAAAAAUCAAAAAAUCGGAUUUUUUUGAUUUAAAUCGAUUUUUUUGAUUUAAAUUGAUUUUUUUUAAAUAAAAUGCUUAUUGAGGAAAAUAUAUUACCAUCCAAAGGUUAUUCCAUCAUGAAAUUAAGAUUAGUUUUUUUAAUUAUGUAGAAUAAGGUUGUAUAUGUUUAAUUUUUUGGUUAAAUAAAUUCCAUUAAUCCAUUCACAAUGUCAUGCUCUUCCAGAGGUUUUUGUAAGAUUAUUGGGCAGUUUCUCUGCCUACAAGAUAUUAUCACAGGUGCUUGGUUUACUUUUGCAGUUCUCAAAACUGAAUUUGACUCAACAGAGAUCACAUGCCUCUUCUUCACAGCAAAAAUGUUAUAACAUGAACAGAGUUGAGAAAAAGACCUUAAUCCUAUUGUUCUACAAACCUAUGAAUACAGAAACAAUCCCUUCAGUGCUAAGUUUCAAGAAGUUCAGUGAAUAGAAUAGAAACAAUAUUUUUCUGAUUGUUUGGAGUGGACAGUAUUUAAGUUUUUCAUUUGUAGGCUGGGCUGACAGUCUAAGUUUCUUAAAAUAUAUACAUUUUGUUUUUGUUUAGCCAAAUUAGUUAACAAACAUGGAUGUUUGUUUAAGCAAAUAACAUAUGCUGUAAUGUUGUUGUUUUGGUUGAAUAAAUUUAUUUAAAUUGUUAUUAUUAAGGUAAUGAUUAUUUUUCUCCUUCCUAAGUACAACAGUAAAGUUGUCCAAAUAUGAAUGAGUAACCUAUUAAACUGGGGAUAAAAAACUAAUAUGAAAAGUUGUUAUUCUAAAAAUCUUCAUCUACUUGCAUAUUAAAGUUAUACCAGCAAGAAUUAGUCUUUAUGUAGAAAACUAUGAUUUAAAUCAAGCCUUACUGACUAGUGAUUUAAAUCGUGAUUUAAAUCAUGAUUUAAAUCAGUUUGAUUUAAAUCAAAUCCACCCUGGAGCUCAUCAACCAUUUAAGAGAGGAAUGCAGAGAUAGCCUUGAUUCUCAAGAAAGGAAUCCAAGGAGGAAGGAUAGCAGCUAUGCAUCCAAGCAUUUUGGAAAGUCCAGAGAGACGUCUAGAGCAGGGGUCCCCAGACUUACUGGGCUUUGGGCCGGUGCCCGCCGCGCCGACCGCGUGGCGGGCCGGAGGGCAGGGGAGUGCGCGCACAGCGGACCGGAGGGUGGGGGAGUGCGCACCCGUGCGCAUGCGCACACACACUUACUGGCGCACUGGCGCGCUUCCCGGUCGGAAAAAAUCGUCGAAAAUCACUUGUGCGCAUGCGUAUGGGCCUCCCCCGACCCGGAAGUGCACCGGAAAUGACCUCUUCUGGGUCGGGAGAGGCCCAUAUGCAUGCACACAAAGGAUUUUCGGCGAUUUUUUUUCCAAUUUGGAAGAUCGCCGCCGUGCUGCGUGCCGUAAGAGCGGGCGGCGGCAGCGGGCGGUGGGGGCCGUCGCGGGCCGGAUUGGGAGGCCAAUUGGGCCGCAUCCGGCCCGGGGGCCGUAGUCUGGGGACCCCUGGUCUAGAGAAAUAAAUUGUUUCAAAUGCAAUGGCAAAGACCACAUAGCAAGGAACUGCAAGGGUCCAAAUGGGGAUAAAGUUGAAUCCCACCCCUCAAAACCACAAGGCGUUAAGAAGGGGAGUCGUGAGCAAACCAUGUUGAUGCAGGAGAGGAGUCUAGCUGUCCAGAAUCAUGAAAAUAAGCGCAAUAAGUGGAUUCUUGACAGUGGAGCGAGUUCACAUGUUUCUUAUGAAAAGGAGUAUUUUAAUGAGCUAAAUGAGGAUGAAACCUCUGAAAUUGAAAUUGCUGAUGGCAACGUAGUAAAGGCAAUUGGUGCAGGAACUGUGAAUUUAAAAUUCAACGUAGAUCAUGAAACAAUUAAUACUAAGAUAACUGAAGUUAAGUUUGCACCAAAGCUUAACUGCAACUUACUCAGCGUGUCCAGUUUGGACAGGAAAGGUUUUAAAAUUACAUUUGAAAAAGGGCAAUGUAUCGUGACUAAGCAUGAUGAAGUUUAUGUUGAAGGCAAACUAAAGGAUGGUGUAUAUGAGCUUAAUAUUUCAGAGAACCAGCGGAACCAGUCUACAAGGAUGGCCCAACCAAGCAAAAGGGAUCAAGCAAGUGUGGAACCAAGGAGUGAGGAGUUUGUAUUUUAUCCUUUUGAACCAAUACAAAGCACUAAUCCACCUUCUAGUGUUGUAACACCCCCUAUAGGUGACACCCAAGGAGCCGCGGAGGUCCAGGCCCCUGGCAGCACCAGAGAUGAAGAGGAUGAGGAGCAGCUGUAUGGGGAUAUACCACUGCUGGAGGAGGAUGAGGAAGGUGAUGCAGUCGGAAGACCAGAGGUCAGACACUCAUCCAGAACCUACAGAGGUGUUCCACCAUUACGGCUGUCCUACCUUACAAGGUCGGCGUCUCCACAGGAACCUUCCAAAUGGGAAGAGAUAGAGAGGAUGCCACCAGAUGAAGCCAGUCUCUGGAGGAAAGCUGCUCAGGAGGAGAUAGAUGCACUUCAUCGGAACAGGACCUGGACACUCACAGAACUACCUCCUGGUAAGGAAGCAAUUGGAAGUAAAUGGGUGUUCAAGGUUAAAAAGGGUUCAGAAGGGGAGGUGCAACGCUACAAAGCUAGGCUUGUGGCACAAGGUUUUUCCCAGAAGUAUGGUGAGGAUUAUGAUCAAGUGUUUGCACCGACAGUUUGAUACAGCAGUGUCAGACUACUUUUAAGUAUUGCAGCAUCUAAGCAAAUGUCGGUUUACCAUAUUGACAUUGCGACAGCCUUUCUUCACGGCGAAAUUUCUGAGCAGAUUUAUAUGAAGCAGCCCAAAGGUUUCAUUAAACCAAAUGAGGUGCAUCUAGUGUGCAAGCUGCAGAAAGGACUUUAUGGUUUGAAGCAAGCAGCGAGGGCUUGGAACCAGAAACUCCAUGAGAUGCUGGUGCAGCUUGGGUACAAGCAAGGGACUGCUGAUAAGUGCUUGUACACCAAACAAAGGAAUGAACAAUUUUUGUAUAUUUUAGCCUUUGUUGACGACCUUUUAAUUUCUACGUCAAAUGAGAAGGACUAUAAAGACAUAGUCAAGCAUCUCAACAGGGAAGUAGAGGUCAAGGAACUAGGAAAAGUGAAAUACUACUUGGGAAUUCAAGUUGAGAGAGCAGAGGAUGGAUCGUUCUUACUCAGCCAAAGGCAAAAGAUAACUGAACUGAUUGAAAGCAUGCAGAUGCAGGACGCACACCCAGUUGCGACACCAAUGGCCACAGACUUCUUGAAGAAUCAACAAGAUUUAAAGUUGCUGCCAAACAACACGCAAUACGGGUCAGCGAUUGGUAAACUUUUGUAUUUGGUUACCACAUGCAGACCUGACCUGGCAAGUGCAGUGGGGAUCCUAAGUGGGAAAGUAAGUUGUCCCACUGAGCAUGAUUGGGCUGGUGUUAAGAGGGUUGUUCGUUAUCUAAAGGGAACCAUGGACUGUAAAUUAAAACUGCCAGCUGUCAGAGACCCUAAACUGCUUGGGUACACUGACGCGGAUUGGGCUGGGGAUAAUAAGGAUUAUAAGUCCACCAGUGGUUAUGUUUUUAUGUAUGGGGACGGAGCUAUUGCAUGAGGAAGUUAUAAACAUAAAUGUAUAGUUUUAUCGUCCUCAGAAUCCCAAUACAUUGCAACUUUGGAGGCUUGCAGAGAGAUCGCCUGGCUGGAUCAACUCCUGAAGGACUUUGGCGUGCCAAGGAAGGGACCUGUCAGCUUGAUGGAGGACAAUCAGAGCAGUAUGAAGCUGACACAAAGCAAAAAGUUCCUUGCACGCACUAAACACAUUGGGGUCAGGUACCACUACAUACGCCAGGUGAUCGAGGAUGGACUUGUUGAAAUGUGUUACUGCAACACUGAACAGAUGACUGCAGACAUUCUAACAAAGCCCCUGCCAAGAGAGAAGUUCCAGGAUCUUCGUGGCAAGCUGGGACUCUUGGGUGGUUGAUUAAAGUUGUUUAUGUAUGUU
Messenger RNA from Zootoca vivipara (common lizard), 6900 nucleotides. NCBI's taxonomy places the organism in Eukaryota, Metazoa, Chordata, Lepidosauria, Squamata, Lacertidae. The record is from RefSeq and is a predicted model, not a curated record.